GAGGGCGCUUGGACUCUGACCCGUCGAAGCUUUCUGCUUGGGGGGUGAAAAAGUAGAUUUAUCAAAAGCAUCAUCUUGCGCCUGUCCCUUCCUUCCUUCCAUCCUCGUCAUUUACUUGUCGCUUGUCGCAUUCACUUUUUGAUAUCUUCGUCACAGUCGUUCUUUCCCCAAACCACCGAGAAAAACAGCAAGCAUGGCCAACAACGCAACUGCCCCGCAACAAGGCGAAGGCCUCGCCGGUAUGGCUCACUCUGAGCAGCACUACUUCAACAGCUACAACCACCACGGAAUCCACGAGGAGAUGCUCAAAGACGAUGUGCGCACACGCAGCUACCGCGAUGCCAUCUACCAGAACCGUCACCUCUUCAAGGACAAGGUCGUGCUUGAUGUUGGCUGCGGUACCAGCAUUCUGUCCAUGUUCGCAGCAAAGGCCGGCGCCAAGCACGUCAUCGGAGUCGACAUGUCCACCAUCAUUGACAAAGCAAAGGAGAUUGUCGAGGUCAACGGCCUGAGCGACAAGAUCACCCUUCUGCAGGGCAAGAUGGAGGAUGUUGUUCUUCCCUUCCCCGAGGUCGACAUCAUCAUCUCCGAGUGGAUGGGCUACUUCCUGCUGUACGAGAGCAUGCUGGACACUGUCCUGUGGGCUCGCGACCGCUACCUCAAGAAGGGCGGUCUCAUCUUCCCCGACAAGGCCACCAUCUUCGUUGCUGGUAUCGAGGAUGGCGACUACAAGGAGGAGAAGAUCAACUUCUGGGACAACGUCUGGGGCUUCAACUACUCGCCCCUCAAGCGCACCGCCCUCACCGAGCCCCUCGUCGACACGGUCGAUCUCAAGGCCGUCGUCACCGACCCCUUCCCCCUCAUCACCCUCGACCUCUACACCUGCAAAGUCGCAGAUCUCGCCUUCCACCUCCCUUACUCUCUCCCCGUCCGUCGUACCGAUUACGUCCACGCCCUGAUCGCCUGGUUCGACAUUGAGUUCUCCGCCUGCCACAAGCCCGUCAAGUUCAGCACUGGUCCCCACACCAAAUACACCCACUGGAAGCAGACUGUCUUCUACCUGGACAACAACCUUACUGUUGAGGCUGGCGAGAAGCUCAACGGUACACUGCUCUGCAAGCCCAACGAGAGAAACAGAAGAGACUUGGAUGUUGUCAUCGAGUACGGACUCGAGGCCACAGAGCAGGGUCGCGAGGCCAAGGGCAAGUGCAGCUACGUCAUGUGCUAAUCGCAAUGACUGCCGCUGACCUUUGCACUUGAACCAUCUUCUUUACUGUCAUCGCCGGAGCUUGUUCGCGAGAGAAACGGGUUAUCAAAAGCAUGGAGUGUGUCUCUUUUUCUUUGUUUUUCAUAUUUGCUGCUGCAUAAGGGAGGGGAAAUGGUGUUCCGGGACAAAUGGAGAUCUAUAUAACGUCGCAAAUCGCAAUGACUAGAAUUCUGAAACUCCAAAAAGCCAAUUGAUCAGAAAGAACACGUUCCUGACAGCAUGGGGAGAGCUUUCGGUUUCAGC
Messenger RNA from Aureobasidium subglaciale EXF-2481, 1510 nucleotides. RefSeq lists its product as uncharacterized. The coding region runs from base 194 to 1228 and encodes 344 amino acids. The record is from RefSeq and is a predicted model, not a curated record. The transcript has 4 exons. Lineage: Eukaryota; Fungi; Ascomycota; Dothideomycetes; Dothideales; Saccotheciaceae. Gene Ontology annotation, molecular function: protein-arginine N-methyltransferase activity. Gene Ontology annotation, cellular component: nucleus. Gene Ontology annotation, biological process: peptidyl-arginine methylation.